This is a messenger RNA of Cephus cinctus (wheat stem sawfly), 2725 nucleotides long. RefSeq names its product major heat shock 70 kDa protein Ab-like. Gene Ontology annotation, molecular function: ATP-dependent protein folding chaperone; heat shock protein binding; ATP hydrolysis activity. NCBI's taxonomy places the organism in Eukaryota, Metazoa, Arthropoda, Insecta, Hymenoptera, Cephidae. Gene Ontology annotation, cellular component: cytoplasm. The transcript has a single exon. The coding region runs from base 161 to 2080 and encodes 639 amino acids. The record is from RefSeq and is a predicted model, not a curated record. Gene Ontology annotation, biological process: cellular response to unfolded protein; protein refolding.
GGCUUCGAGCCUCAGUAUUCAACGAGAAAGCAAGCGAAACACACUACGAGAUAAGAUAUCUCAGAGCGACUUUUUAAGUAAGCGACAUACAUAAACGAAGUUUUAAAGCAUUUGUAAUAAAGUUUUGAGAGACAAAGUGCAAGAACAAGUAAGAAGAAAAAUGCCAGCAAUUGGAAUCGACUUGGGAACGACGUACUCUUGCGUUGGAGUAUGGCAGCAAGGAAAGGUGGAAAUAAUUGCAAACGAUCAAGGAAACAGAACGACACCGAGCUACGUUGCGUUUACCGACACAGAGCGUUUGAUCGGAGAUGCGGCCAAGAACCAGGUGGCGAUGAACCCGGCGAACACGGUGUUCGACGCCAAGAGGUUGAUUGGCCGCCGCUUCGACGACCCGAAGAUUCAGAGCGACAUGAAGCACUGGCCAUUCCGUGUGGUAAACGAGGGCAGCAAGCCAAAGAUUCAGGUGGAGUUCCGCGGUGAGGUAAAGAGGUUCAGUCCGGAAGAGAUCAGCUCGAUGGUCCUGACGAAGAUGAAGGAGACCGCCGAGGCGUAUCUCGGCGGUAAAGUGCGGGACGCGGUGAUCACUGUCCCGGCCUACUUCAACGACUCCCAGCGCCAGGCCACCAAGGACGCGGGAGCCAUCGCAGGACUCAAUGUCCUCAGGAUCAUCAAUGAACCUACGGCAGCGGCACUCGCCUACGGUCUCGACAAGAAUCUCAAAGGGGAACGAAACGUUCUGAUCUUCGAUCUCGGCGGAGGAACCUUCGACGUGUCCAUACUCAGCAUCGACGAGGGCUCUCUCUUCGAGGUGAAGGCAACGGCCGGAGAUACUCACCUGGGUGGAGAGGACUUUGACUCGAGACUCGUGGACCAUCUGUGCAAGGAGUUCGAGAGAAAGUUCAAAAAGAACAUCAAGAGCAACCCCAGAGCGCUCCGUCGAUUGCGAACAGCAGCGGAACGUGCCAAACGUACCCUGUCUUCGAGCACCGAGGCCACCAUCGAGAUCGAUGCUCUCUUCGAGGGAAUCGACUUCUACACAAAGAUCUCGAGAGCUCGUUUCGAGGAACUUUGCGCCGACCUCUUCAGGGCAACUCUCGAACCCGUGGAGAAGGCUCUGGCCGACGCGAAGAUGGACAAGGGCUCGAUUCACGACGUUGUCCUCGUGGGAGGUUCGACGCGUAUCCCGAAGAUCCAGUCGAUGCUGCAAAACUUUUUCUGCGGCAAGCAGUUGAACCUCUCUAUCAAUCCGGAUGAAGCCGUGGCCUACGGAGCAGCGGUGCAGGCCGCCAUUCUGACGGGCGAAGGCGAUAAGAAUUCUACUCUCCAGGACGUUCUCCUCGUAGACGUUGCACCUCUCUCCCUGGGAAUUGAAACGGCAGGAGGAGUAAUGACCAACAUCAUCGAGCGCAACGCUCGAAUUCCCUGCAAGCAGACGCAGACCUUCACCACCUACGCCGACAACCAGCCCGGCGUGAGCAUUCAAGUCUACGAGGGCGAGCGUGCCAUGACCAAGGACAACAACCUUCUGGGUCGCUUCGAGCUCAGUGGAAUCGCACCGGCUCCUCGUGGCGUUCCCAAAAUCGAGGUGACCUUCGACAUGGAUGCCAACGGCAUUCUUCACGUCACUGCCAAGGACACGGCCAGUGGUCGCAGCAACGAUGUCAGAAUAACCAAUGAUAAGGGACGCCUCUCCCGGGAGGAAAUCGACAGGAUGCUGUCCGAGGCUGAGCGUUACCGUGAUCAGGAUCGUGAGCAGCGCGAGAGGGUCGAAGCCAGGAAUCAGAUCGAGAGCUACGUCUUCUCCGUGAAACAGGCAGUUCAGGAGUGCGGCUCCAAACUGGAGCAAUCUGACAAGGACAAGGUCAUUUCCUUGUGCGAGGAUACCAUCAGGUGGCUCGACAACAACACCUUGGCUGAAAAGGACGAGUACAAACACAAGCUCGAAGAACUCCAAAGGCAGUGUUCGCCCAUCAUGACCAAGAUUCACUCCGGUGGCUCCGGUGCUGCUCAGGAUUGCGGUGGACAGUAUCGACAGAACAACAACCAGUAUUCCGGGCCCACUGUGGAAGAAGUUGAUUAAACUUUAAAUGUACCUGUAGGACGGAAAGUUUUUUGUUAGGAAGAAAUUAAGACUGAUAUUUAUUUUGCAUGACACACGUGGGUUGUGUUAUAUUUUAGCCAUUUGUCGUACGUCUUACAUGCAAUGACUCUGAAUUAUUAUUCUUUUGACACUGUCAGAUUCAUUCGUUGUAAGUAGAUAAAUUCAUUGUAUAUAUCAUUACUAUAGUUAAAAUAAAUUUCUUUUAUACAAACAAAAUUUGGUACAUUUAUUCUUAAAUAAUUUGCCUUUCGUUGCCUUUCGUUAAAAAUUAUAGAUUAACAUCUUUAUUAUUACAUACAUACCAUACGUAGUCGUUUGAAGAUUUUGAAGAGUUCUUUGUUCGUUGAUUUAUCAUAGUAAUUUAUUGUAGUUUGAAGUUCGGUUGAAUACAACAGUUUGGGCAUGAAGUCAGUACACGUUUUUAAGGAACUGACUUCUUUAAAGAUGAUUUACAUUUAAAAAUAGUCCAUUUCGUAUGAAACAUAUAUUAUAGUCCGCCUAUUAUAAUUUUAAUUCUACAUGUAUCAUUGAGUAAAUAUAUAAAUAUCACUACACAUUUAGUUUGAUGUAUUUUCACAUCAUAUUUGAAAGACUAAAAUUGAAAUAAAAUAAUUCUGCUUCUCA